Messenger RNA from Synchiropus splendidus (mandarinfish), 3484 nucleotides. RefSeq names its product glutamate receptor ionotropic, kainate 1. The coding region runs from base 344 to 2953 and encodes 869 amino acids. Gene Ontology annotation, cellular component: presynaptic membrane; plasma membrane; kainate selective glutamate receptor complex. Gene Ontology annotation, biological process: synaptic transmission, glutamatergic; modulation of chemical synaptic transmission; monoatomic ion transport. NCBI's taxonomy places the organism in Eukaryota, Metazoa, Chordata, Actinopteri, Syngnathiformes, Callionymidae. The transcript is spliced from 16 exons. Gene Ontology annotation, molecular function: kainate selective glutamate receptor activity; transmitter-gated monoatomic ion channel activity involved in regulation of postsynaptic membrane potential. The record is from RefSeq and is a predicted model, not a curated record.
UCAGCUUCACAGGAGGAGCACAGUGAGAGCAGUCUCUCCUCACUUGCAUCCUCUGAUUCAAGUCAGCGCCGGGAAAAAAAGAAAAUGAGUGAAAAAUGAAUCCGGGAGACAAAAAGCUCAGCGACACGUGAUGGAUACAAGGAGGGAGUUGAUCUGACGCCUUGCGAGAGGAGUUUUGUUUUGCUUUCUGUCUCUUGUUUUUCCACCAACAUGAGUGAGAGAAGGAUGAAGGUCUGCAGCCACUUUGUUUUUGUCGCGGAUACAAGGACUGGCAAGUUGUCAGCAUGAAUAGCCGAGGGCAGGAAAACUGAUAAAUGUUACAUCGGACACUGGAGGGAGGACCAUGGCCAAGAGGAAGGGACUGUUAUUCUCGCUGCUCUACUUUAUGGCAGAGUUUUGGCUCAGUUCACCACAAGUCCUGAGGAUUGGCGGCAUCUUUGAGACACUGGAGAACGAGCCCAUCAGCGUGGAAGAGCUGGCCUUUAAAUUCGCCGUGACCAACAUCAACCGGAACCGGACCUUAAUGCCAAACACCACGCUGACUUACGAUGUCCAGAGAAUCAACCUGUUUGACAGUUUUGAGGCGUCGAGGAGAGCGUGCGACCAGUUGGCCUUGGGUGUGGGAGCCGUGUUCGGGCCGUCGCACAGCUCCUCUGUCAGCGCGGUCCAGUCCAUCUGUAACGCCCUUGAAGUCCCCCACGUCCAGACGCGCUGGAAACAUCCGUCAGUGGACAACAAAGACAGCUUCUACAUCAACCUCUAUCCUGAGUACGCGUCCAUCAGCCGGGCCGUGCUGGACAUCGUGCAGUUCUUCAAGUGGAAGACGGUGACGGUUGUUUAUGAGGACGCGACUGGCCUCAUUCGGCUGCAGGAGCUGAUCAAAGCUCCGUCCAGGUACAACAUCAAAAUCAAGAUCCGCCAGCUGCCCACCGGAAGUAAAGACGCCCGUCCUCUGCUGAAGGAGAUGAAGAAAGGGAAGGAGUUCUUUGUCAUCUUCGACUGCUCCUACCAAACAUCAGCCGACGUCCUGAAGCAGAUCCUGUCCAUGGGGAUGAUGACGGAGUACUACCACUUCUUCUUCACCACCCUGGACCUGUUUGCUCUGGACCUGGAGCCGUAUCGCUACAGUGGAGUCAACAUGACAGGCUUCCGGCUGCUGAACAUCGACAACCCACAGGUGGCCUCGGUGGUGGAGCGCUGGGCCAUGGAGCGACUGCAGUCUCCUGCCAAGACCGAGCCCGGCAUGAUGGAGGGCAUGAUUACGACCGAAGCGGCCCUCAUGUACGACGCCGUCUACAUGGUGGCGGCCGCCUCGCAGCGGACCUCCCAGAUCACCGUCAGCUCCCUCCAGUGCCACCGACACAAACCCUGGCGCUUCGGCUCACGCUUCAUGAACAUGCUGAAAGACGCCACGUGGAACGGCUUGACUGGACAAAUCACAAUCAACAAGACAGACGGUCUGAGGAAAGACUUCGAUCUCGAUGUCAUCAGCCUGAAGGAGGACGGCCUGGAGAAGAUGAUCGCAGGCAACAAUCGCCUGAAUAAAGUUUGGAAAAAGAUUGGUGUGUGGAACUCACAAACGGGCCUUAAUUUAACAGAGAACAGCAAAGACUUAUCCACAAACGUGACUGACUCCAUGGCCAACAGGACCCUAAUUGUCACCACCAUUUUGGAAAAUCCUUAUGUGAUGUACAAGAAAUCGGAUAAGCCGCUCUACGGCAACGACCGCUUCGAGGGCUACUGCUUGGACCUGCUCAAAGAGCUCUCCAAUAUUUUGGGCUUUUCCUAUGAGGUGAAGCUGGUGUCGGACGGAAAGUACGGAGCUCAAAAUGACAAAGGAGAGUGGAAUGGGAUGGUUCGGGAGCUCAUUGAUCACGUUGCUGACCUGGCUGUGGCUCCCCUCACCAUCACCUAUGUGAGGGAGAAGGUGAUAGAUUUCUCCAAGCCCUUCAUGACUCUAGGCAUCAGCAUCCUCUACCACAAACCCAACGGCACCAACCCGGGAGUGUUCUCCUUCCUCAACCCUCUGUCCCCGGAUAUCUGGAUGUACGUGCUGCUGGCUUGCCUGGGGGUUAGCUGUGUGCUGUUCGUCAUUGCAAGAUUCACUCCGUACGAGUGGUACAACCCACAUCCCUGUAAUCCCGACUCAGACGUCGUCGAAAACAAUUUCACUCUCAUAAACAGUGUUUGGUUUGGAGUGGGCGCUCUGAUGCAGCAAGGUUCGGAACUGAUGCCCAAGGCCCUUUCUACGAGGAUCGUCGGUGGAAUAUGGUGGUUCUUCACGCUAAUCAUCAUUUCCUCGUACACUGCCAACUUGGCCGCUUUCCUCACAGUGGAGAGAAUGGACUCGCCUAUCGACUCAGCGGAUGACUUGGCCAAACAAACAAAAAUAGAGUAUGGUGCUGUGAGGGACGGCUCCACCAUGACCUUUUUUAAGAAAUCCAAGAUCUCAACUUACGAGAAGAUGUGGGCGUUCAUGAGCAGCAGGAAAAACACAGCCCUGGUCAAGAACAACGGCGAGGGGAUCCAGAGGGUCCUGACCACCGAUUAUGCUCUGCUCAUGGAGUCCACAAGCAUCGAGUACGUCAGCCAGCGCAACUGCAACCUCACCCAGAUCGGAGGCUUGAUAGACUCCAAAGGCUACGGGGUCGGAACACCCAUUGGUUCACCGUACCGAGACAAGGUGACCAUCGCCAUCCUGCAGCUUCAGGAGGAAGGAAAGCUGCACAUGAUGAAGGAGAAGUGGUGGCGCGGAAACGGGUGCCCAGAGGAGGACAGCAAAGAAGCCAGCGCUCUUGGUGUCGAGAACAUUGGCGGAAUAUUUAUUGUACUCGCAGCUGGACUCGUUCUGUCUGUCUUCGUUGCCAUUGGGGAGUUUAUUUACAAAUCCAGGAAGAACCUGGACAUCGAGGAGGUGAGCGUUGGCCAGUGCGAAUGGCACAACAAGUACUAACACGGACCUUCUGGAGACCUGCGGAGUUGCUGGACGAGCGCCUGAAUGUGUUGAACUGCAUUGUUACAAUCAACAGUUGUCGUCUUUUCUGUAGUUUUGAUGUAGAGAACAGAAAUUUUAUUUUGAAGAUGGCAACAGACGAUCCACGCUUGGCGAGACGGGAUCAUCGCUGCCUUUUUUUUCAGGUUGGUUUUGUGUGGAGGAGCGCCGGGUACGAUUUCCAAAACUGCAGUUUGCCGUGAUGUUAAGUCACUGACGCACACUUCACCGUUUUCACGACUAAAUCUUUGUGUGUGUGUGUGUGUCAAGACAUUUCGAUUUUAGUUUCCAAUUACGACUGAAUGACGCCCCGAUUUAUUUAAGAAGUUGCUUUACUGUGUACUCAUUUUGUUUUUGUAUCAUAUAGCACUCAUGUUCGUUGUGACAGAUUGGAAAUGACAGAUUAUGAGACAUUUUGCCCUUUUACCCUCUUUACUUUCGUCUUAAAAGCUUUUUGCGAAUCCAACGACCCACUUUUUUUUUUUUCGUAAA